GUCUGCUGCUCCUCUGCCAUGAGCUGCUGGAGGCUGGACCUGCUCCUUUGAGUCUUGCUCACACAGUGAUGACAGCAAUUGAGGAGAUGCCUUGCACCUACAUACAACUGGCUGAUCACAUUCUGUUCUGAGAUCCUGAGCAGCAGCUGCACCAGUCUGUGGGUAGGGAUGAGAAGCUUUCACCAGGCUGCAGGACCCAUGCACAGUGCACCCAUUCAGCCCUCUGCAGCUCUGCCCUGGGAAGAUGGCAUAAAGAAGAUGUAAAGUCUCCCUGUGCCAACCUGCUACAUGAACCUGGUCUGCAUCUUGGAUGGGCAGAGGGAUGGCAUCUGAAUUGCCUUGAGUUGGUACAGAGUGGGCUCCGAGACUUGGCUUCAGUUCAGUUCCUCCCCAUGUGGGGGCUCACUUCAUCACAUUUCCAAGCACUUUUCGGCUGAAAUCCCUUAUUCUUCCCCAUAAUAACCGGCUCCAGCAGUAGAUGAGAUUGAGUUGGGCUGGAAAAGGGACCCCAGGACCAUUACCAUCACCAUGAAGCCCCCUAGAAGCCUCAGCCUGGUGGGAUGCCUAUGGAUCUAUGUUCUUCUCUGCUCUUCUUCCACCAGUGGGGACAUCUCCUGCAGACACUGUCACACCCGGAUCCACCUAAAGGAUCAUGGAUUACUAAGGGGGGACAUGGGGCAACCUAAAAGGGGGGUGAGGGAAGUUCUCCAGAACUCCAGAGGAGGAGAGGAGGGGGGAGAAGUCCUACAAGUCUAUGUUGUCCCUGGCAAGGGGCCAGGAGACCUCAAAACAGGGUCCAAGGAGCAGGGGUCAGAUUUACACCCCAGAAAGAGAAGUGGCUCUGGCAGGGGAGACAGCAGGGCAGAGCAUUUGGGGGGUGAGACCAAGGGAAGCAGAAAGUGGUUGACCAGGGUGAGGAGAGACCAAUCUGGUGGCAGCAGCAGACUUGGCAAGGAGAUCCUGCUGCCAUCUGACCCCAGUGACGAGGACCCUCUGACCAGCUUCCCUAUGGAGGGGCAGAAGAUCAGAAGAGCUGACAGCAAAGGCUCCAAGGAAGAUGGAAGGUUUAACCGGGCCAGGGUGGAGGAGAUGAGACUUAGCAGCACCAGUUUCCCUUUGACUGGAGACUCUGCUCAUAACCAAGCCAUGGUUCACUGGACUGGGGGGCACAACAGCAGUGUUAUUCUUAUACUGACAAAGCUGUAUGAUUUCAACCUGGGGAGCGUGACCGAGAGCUCCCUCUGGAGGUCAACAGAUUAUGGAACAACCUAUGAAAAAUUUAAUGAAAAGGUGGGUCUGAAGACCGUCCUGAGCUAUCUCUAUGUGAGCCCCACCAACAAGAAGAAGAUCAUGCUCCUCAGUGAUCCUGACAUGGAGAGCAGUAUUAUGAUCAGCUCCGAUGCCGGGGCCACAUAUCAGAAAUACAGGCUUAACUUCUACAUUCAGAGCCUACUCUUCCACCCCAAGCAGGAGGACUGGGUGCUGGCGUACAGUCUGGACCAAAAGUUAUACAGCUCCAUGGACUUUGGAAGAAGAUGGCAUUUAAUGCACGAGAGGAUAACCCCAAACAGGUUCUACUGGUCGGUAAUGGGCUUAGAUAAGGAACCUGACCUUGUGCAUAUGGAAGCGCGGACAGCUGAUGGACAUGCACAUUACAUCACCUGCAGAAUUCAAGAAUGCGCGGAGACGACAAGGAGUGGCCCUUUUUCUCGUUUUAUCGAUACCAAUUCCUUGGUGGUACAAGACGAAUAUGUCUUCAUUCAGGCCACCUCUGGAGGAAGAGCCAGUUACUAUGUGUCCUAUAAGCGUGAAGCAUUCGCUCAGAUUAAACUACCCAAAUAUUCUCUUCCAAAGGACAUGCACAUUAUCAGUACGGAUGAAAAACAGGUCUUUGCUGCCGUCCAAGAGUGGAACCAAAAUGACACCUACAACCUUUACAUCUCAGACACCAGGGGCGUCUAUUUCACUCUGGCCCUGGAAAACGUCAAGAGCAGCCGAGGCCUCGAAGGGAACAUCGUCAUCGACCUUUAUGAGGUAGCUGGGAUAAAUGGAGUAUUCUUGGCCAACAAAAAGGUUGAUGAACGCGUAAAGACCUAUAUCACAUACAACAAUGGACGGGACUGGCGCCUACUGCCGGCACCAGACACCGAUUUAAAGGGGAAUCCGAUCAAUUGUCUGCUGCCAUUUUGCUCCUUGCACUUCCACUUACAGAUGUCUGAGAAUCCCUAUAACUCCGGGAGCAUAUCCAGCAAAGCCACGGCACCUUGGCUUAUUGUUGCCUCGGGUAAUGUGGGCCCUGAGCUCUCAUCAACAGAUACCAAUAUGUUCAUCUCAUCAGAUGGUGGAAAUACAUGGAAGCACAUUUUUGAAGAAGAAUAUAAUAUUUGGUUUUUAGACUGGGGCGGAGCCUUGGUUGCAAUGAAACACACCUCUUUGCCUGUACGGCAGCUGUGGCUCAGCUUUGAUGAGGGACGGUCCUGGAGUAAGUACGCCUUUACAUCUGUUCCCUUGUUUGUUGAUGGGGCAUUGGUGGAGCCAGGAAUAGAAAACCAAGUAAUGACGGUCUUUGGACAUUUUAGUCUCCUUUCGGAGUGGCAGCUGGUGAAGGUGGAUUACAAGUCGGUUUUUGGACGAAAGUGUACUGAAAAUGACUUUGAAAGUUGGCAUCUACACAAUCAGAGAGAUUUCUGUGUGAUGGGAGAGAGGAAAACAUAUCGAAAGAGGAGACCUGGAUCCAAGUGUCAGCUGGGUAAAGACUAUCUGAAAACCAUCACCGAGCCCUGUCUCUGCUCACAUUGGGAUUUUGAGUGUGACUAUGGCUAUGAGAGACAAGGAAAGAACCAGUGCACCCCCGCCUUUUGGUUUAACCCAUCAUCUGUCUCCAAAGACUGCAGUCAGGGGCAGAGCUAUCUCAAGAGCAGCGGAUAUCGUAGAAUUGUGUCCAAUAACUGCACAGAUGGAUUACGGGAGCAGUACUCGGCCAAGCCCCAGGAAUGUUUAGGAAAAGCUCCACAAGGAUUGCAGCUGAGCACGAGUGAUGGCAAACUGGGGGUGCAGAGUGGGCUCAAUGUCACCUUCCUUGUACAUCUGGAGGAGGGAGAUCUCCAAAGAAUAAAUAUCCAGUUGGACUUUGGAGACGGGAGCGCUGUGUCCUAUGCCAAUUUUAGCAAGAUUGAAGAUGGUAUACGGCAUGUGUAUAAGAACCCGGGAAUAUAUCAAGUCACAGCCUAUGCGGAGAACAAUGUUGGCAUUGACAGUGCUGUCCUCUACCUUCAUGUAACUUGUCCUAUUGAGCACGUCCACCUGAGGGUGCCCUUCGUUGCCAUCCGGAAUAAAGAAGUGAACGUCAGCGCUGUGGUUUGGCCGUCUCACCCCGGAACACUCACUUAUUUUUGGUGGGUUGGGAACAAUACCAAGCCACUCAUCACCCUGGACAGCAGCAUCUCCCUGACUUUCCAUGUGGAAGGUAUCAAUGCCAUCACUGUGCAGGUGUCCUCCGGUAACACGCUUAUUCAGGACACCAAAGAAGUUGCUGUACAUGAGUAUUUCCAGUCGCAGCUGUUGUCAUUUUCUCCGAACCUGGAUUAUCACAAUCCCGACAUCCCCGAGUGGAGACAAGACAUAAGCAAGCUCAUUAAGAGGGCUCUGAUACAGGUAACCAGUGUUCCCGAGGAGCACAUUCUUGUGGCCAUGUUCUCGGGUCUACCAACAUCGGCAGAACUUUUUAUUUUACCACCAAAAAAUGUUAGUGAAAGGAGAAAAGGAAGUAAAGUGGACCUGGAGCAUAUUGUAGAGUCUCUAUUCAGCGCCCUCAACCAAAACCUAAUAAUGUUCGAGCUUAAACCCGGAGUCCAGAUAUUUGUAUAUGUUACACAACUUACUUUAGCCCCCUUGGUGGAUAACAGCGCCAGUCAUAGCAGCUCCGCGAUGUUAAUGCUUCUUUCUGUUGUCUUUGUGGGUUUGGCUGUUUUUUUAAUCUACAAGUUUAAAAGGAAAAUCCCAUGGAUUAAUAUCUACGCUCAGGUUCAACACGAUAAAGAACAGGAAAUGAUCGGGUCCGUCAGCCAAAACGACAACGCGCCCAAAAUAUCUCUCAGCAACUUCACAGAGGAGGAGCUGACGGACAAGGAACUGGACACCCGAGUCAUUGGUACCAUCUCUACGAUCGCAAACAGUGAAAGCACAAAAGAAAUCCCAAACUGUACCAGUGUUUAAUGUCCACGACUGCUGAGCCUGGCCAAAAUCUGGACAAUUUUUUUUGUAUGGAAAGAAACAAACCUCUCAUUUUCUGCUCCUCUGUGCCACAUUUGUAUUCGGCAGGUGGUUGGGACGGAUUUUAUCGAAACCUGAAAAAUGACUUAAACACCUGCUUCCUCUGUUUUUUUUUUCUUUUUCCCCAACUUUUUCAAUAAACAAUUAAUGCCUGAGGUUAAAAAAAAUCUAAAAAAAAAUUAAAGAAAAAAAAAAAAGACAAAAACAUCCUUUAUUUUCUCACAGUGGUUUAAGUAAACAUCUCCGAAAAUGUUCCCACACAUCGGCUUCUCAUCUCCAUUUCUCUGUUAUGACAAUUUCAUUGAAGGACAGAAUCCUGGAGACAUUUCUAUGAAGAUGUUUCGUGAAGAGCCAGGUGUUCAUUUUUGCCUGACCAGUUUGGCUUACGACCAGGUGUCGGAAUUAGGCAACGUGAAGCAUCUGACUCGCUCACGUUCCUGCCCCUGGAAUUUUCCAUGAGCAUCGCAACAGGAAUGUGUAUGUGGUUUUUAACACAGACGAAAAAAAAUUACCUAUUGUCUGGAAUAUUCCGCACAAAUAUCAUAGAUUUCAUCUUCCAUUUCAUCUCUAAGAAAUUUGAUAAAUUAUAAGGAUGAAAAAUUAAAAUAUUGCCAUUUUUGUUCUGACAAUUUGCCUCGAUUAUAAAAAAUAUGAAUUUCAAUUUUUUUUUCUUUUGAGAUCUGCAGUUUGAGAUGUUGAAGUGUAUUUAAUUGGAGAAGGAUUUCACUCCUCCCAUAUAAUGUUAAAGUAAAAACGGUAUAAAGCGUAUUUAUUACAAUCUCGAAAAAACCCAAGGCAAUUUCCUCCUUCUCAAGUAAUUUACCUUUGCUGUGUUUGGAAUUUAUUCUCAGAAUUUCCAAUUUUGUCUAUAUUGUUGAGAUGCUUUGGUAGCUUCCCGUAGCUUCCAAAUAUUUGUUGUCCUAAAAAUAUUGGACUUUUUUGUUAGAAUGGCCCAGAUUUAUCAAUUUGCCUGAAACCAAAACUAUCUUUGCCAAUAGCAACCAAUUACAGCUUAGCUUCGAUUGUUUGCUAUGGGAAAACCAUAGAAUUCCAUCUCCAUCUGGGGGGCAAAAGAAUAUCCAUUUUCCGUAUGCUAGCAAAAAUAAUGGAGGAUGGACUAGUGUAGAACAGUGGUCUUAAAACUAUGGCCCUCCAGUCGUUGGCUGUACGGGCAUGCUCAAAGUUGUAGUUUUGCAACAUCGGAGGUCCACAUUUUUAAGACCACUGGUGUAGAAGAUUAUGCUAUUCCAUCCAAUGGGAUCCUCUAAAAAUAUACAUCCAUUAAACAGAUACCAUGUAUUAGCUUAUGGUAGAUGCAUGCCAAAGUAUAGGAUCCGUCAUAGGCACCAAGUUAAUGGAUCCCUCAGGAAGCUCAAGUGAGGUCAAUGUCUACUCAUCAUCACUGGAGCUUCCCAAACCGAAGAUGAAGUUACCCCCUUCCUCACCUUUUUAAAUUUUGUAACAAUCUGUGCCAGGUGGCUGUCAGCAGUACCAACUUUGGGGUAAACUAAAAAGAAAGCCGAACUACUCAACUAAGCUUUCCCCGUGGGUUCCCUCCUGCAUUUGGAAAAAAAAUGUAUUCAGCUUGAACAAUUUCAAACUCCAUUUUAUUUUCAUGCCAUUAAAAUUGCAGCCCAAAGAUUAAAGGGGUAUUCCGGGCCAAAGAUGUCUGAUCGCAGGGGGCCAGCCGCUGGGACCCCCCGCGAUCUCUAUGCAGCACCCACACUUUAUGCCCGGCUGCUGCUCCAGUCUUGGAAACCUCUGUGUUUUUUGGGACUGGAGAUGUGACGUUACGCCACGCACCCUCCCUUCAUGUCUAUUGGAGGGGGCUUCUCAGCGGUGCGGGCCCCCUGCGAUCAGACAUCUUAUCGUCUAUCCUUUGGAUAGACGAUAAGAUGUCUUUGGCAGGAAUACACCUUGAACCAACACAAUUCUGGCACAUCACAUACUCUUAGUCAUGACUAAGGGAGCUUGACGUGCCAGAAACGCCUUGGAUAAAGUAGGACUUUGAUGAAAGACUAAGAUGCAGUGUGAGCCUUGCCUUAUAGCAAUGCUUCUUAGGACUCAUUCACAUGACUGUAUUGUGGCUGUUUCCUAUAGAGUCCUAAUAGGGAUUUCAUAGAAACCGGCAGACAUAUGGACUUUACUCUAUUUUAGAGAGGACUCAUGAGGAAUGUUUGAUUGCAGUGAAAGAAUGAACAUGUUCAUUCUACCGCCGGAAUUCCGAUCCUUGUGAGAAAUGUCUGCGAGGAAAUUAACGUGUGUGCAUAUAUUCCAUUGAAGUCAGUAGGAAGGGGAGGCAAAACACGUCUCAAAAGAUGUCUGAUCGCAGGGGUCCUAGCAUGAUGGCCACCAUGCCCCCUCCCAUAGACAUGAAUGGAGGGGGGGCAUGGCGUGACAUCACGGCUACUGCCGUGGGAGCCCAGCAUUCUAAACCCCCCGCAAUUAGACAUCUUUUAUACAUUUCAUUUUAAAAACAUAAAAUAAAUAAACGUAAUUAUUGCUAUGAAAUGACUAAACUUUUCCAGUGCAAUAUUGAAAAUUCAGAUUGUUUUUAAAGACAAAAAGGUUUACACAUUUCAAGUAUUUUUUUUUUUUUUUUUAAAUAUUCAGGAGACAUUCUACACAGCAAUGUUUUCCCAAAAGCGUGCACCCAUCCAGCUGAUCAAACUCAAAAAAAUCAAACUCCCAGCAUGUCUGGACAGGACAUGCUGGAAGUUGUAGUUUUACAACAGCUGGAUGGGUGCACGCUUUUUGGAAAACUUUGCUGUAUAGAAUGACUCCUGAAUACCGUAAUUUAAAAAUAAAAAAAUAAAUAAAUAUGAAGUAUAAAUAAAUUGUUUACUGUAUUAAUAAUAAAACACAUAUAUAGUAGUAGUUUUGCACCCCGGCUGAGAAACCCUGCCAUACAGUGAUGGUCACCGUAUUAAAAGAAAAAAAUUAGCAUUUAAAAAAAACUAUUUUAUUAAAUUAUUUUUUUUUUUUUUUUUUUUACAUAUAUAUAUUUAAAAAGUAAUAAAAUAAAUUAAUAACAUGAUUUAAAAAAUUGAAAAUCAUUUUUGAUCAGCAAAUUUUCAAACUUUAGUUAUUUAUUUAUUUUGCACAAAAGUUAUCAUCUUAAAAUAGUAACACAUGAACAAAUGGCUACAUGACUUAGAAAAUAACUGACAAAAUCAAAUUUGAAAAAGAUACGUUAUACAAAAAUGGAGCUAAAUUAGAAAAUGUUUAUGUUGCGGUUAAAACAAACUAAUUAGAGGGGUCCGAUAGAAAUUAUAAUAAAUGUAGUAUUUUUUUCUUGGUACAAAACGCACUGUAGAAUAUAUUUAUGUCGCGGUGAGCGGAUGACUACAUCUUGAAAGCUUUGUACAUACUUUGACCCAUACACAUACACAGGUAUAUUUUACUAGCGCCACCGUCUACAAAAUUUCUCAUGACGACGUCAAUAUUGUGUUCAGAAUUUAGCAUUACAUUAUGUAUUUCAGACAUGUUUUGUUUUUACUCUGUUUGCAUUUCUUAUAUAUUUUUUUUUUAUUCUAAUCCCCCCCAAUUUGCCUUAGACAAUGAAUGAGUGAAUGUGAACUUCUCCUCCAUUGUUCUCUGCUUUGGUUUCAUAGGUUUCGAUGAUCGUUGCUCGCACUCACUCCCCACCCCCGACCCUUUGCAUGUUUAGGGCAAUGAUACUCAAGGCAUACUGUACAUACAAAUGAUGUAAAUAGCUUUUUAAUUUCUUUGGAAAUAAAUUAAUGUUUAGUAAUAUAAAUUGAGUCUGGUCUAAGCCACUGUGAUACUGGCCCAGCGGUAACAGUUUUUUGGUUGACUGUUGUUUUUGAUUCUUUUUGUUUUAUUUGCCUUCGGGAAAGUUUACUGCUUUCAUUUAUCUUUAUUUUUGUUGCUCAGAUGUUGGGGGAUCAAAGGCUUAAAUCUUUCUUCCUUGUCUACAAAUCAUGAUUUAUUCUAUUUAUAUAAAGAGUUUUUUGAGAAAACAUAAUAAUAAAAACACUCUAUGAUAUAUUUUUAUUUGCCA
This is a messenger RNA of Hyla sarda, 8296 nucleotides long. RefSeq names its product sortilin related VPS10 domain containing receptor 3 (gene SORCS3). Lineage: Eukaryota; Metazoa; Chordata; Amphibia; Anura; Hylidae. Gene Ontology annotation, cellular component: membrane. The transcript has 27 exons. The coding region runs from base 529 to 4215 and encodes 1228 amino acids. The record is from RefSeq and is a predicted model, not a curated record. Gene Ontology annotation, molecular function: protein binding.